Messenger RNA from Marasmius oreades (fairy-ring Marasmius), 2152 nucleotides. RefSeq lists its product as uncharacterized. The transcript is spliced from 4 exons. Gene Ontology annotation, biological process: positive regulation of ubiquitin protein ligase activity; positive regulation of anaphase-promoting complex-dependent catabolic process; anaphase-promoting complex-dependent catabolic process. Gene Ontology annotation, molecular function: anaphase-promoting complex binding; protein binding; ubiquitin ligase activator activity. Bases 167 to 1882 code for a protein of 571 amino acids. The record is from RefSeq and is a predicted model, not a curated record. NCBI's taxonomy places the organism in Eukaryota, Fungi, Basidiomycota, Agaricomycetes, Agaricales, Marasmiaceae. Gene Ontology annotation, cellular component: anaphase-promoting complex.
GUGGAAAUGCAGUGACAGAUAAUGGAACUUGAACCCGAGUACUUAGUCUGAGUAGUAUAUGUACUGUGCAUAGCCGAAAGUGCCACAAGUAAGUUGUCUGCCAACCACCACCAUCGCUCGACGCUCCUACACGCAGCAUGCUAUCGCUCCUCAGUAACUCCUACUCAUGUCAUCUUUGAAGAAUUCAAGCUUCGGGAAGCGUCUUCGUGCUUCCCAUGAAUACGGCCACGAAAAAUCUCCUAGACGGAAACGACGGCGCAUCGGCCUCAAUCAGAGUGUACCACCAUCCCCUUCGAAGAAGGCAUCAUCAUCGUCGUCGACCACGGCUCUGAUCACGGCCGCCACAGAUAUUACGAAUACUCCAGUGCGUAGGCAGAAGAUUCCCCAUGGUGGCCUUGGUGAAUGUGGCGACCGGUUCGUGCCGUCGCGAAAUACCACCUGCAUUCGAGCGUCGUACAGUCUACACGAGGAGACUGGAUCACCCAUUGCCGUAAAUUCGACGACAAGCCACCUCUUCCCCCCAGAUCCAGUAAAAAAUCAAGCAAACGAUCUCUACAGAUCUAUUCUACGAGCAGAACUCUCUACUUGCUCUUCAUCUUUCCCCCCGACGCCCUCGCCCUCACCAGGCCGAAUUUUCGCCUACAAAACAGCUGUUUCUUCCCCUCUUCAACCCCAGCGUUCACCGGAACGUCUCGAUAACCCUUUCGACAUGACUUACCAGACCAGCCCAAUCCAGAACGAGACACGUUUCAUCAUGAAUCAACCGAGGCAGCAAAUACGUAAAGUGGAUAGAGUACCGUACAGAUGCCUAGAUGCGCCUGAUCUAUCUGACGAUUUCUACACGAACCUUGUGGACUGGUCCACUUCAGGCAUUUUAGGAGUUGGCUUGGGGAGAACGGUGUUUCUCUGGAGAGCUGACAAUCUAACUGUUGCCCGACUUUGUGAGGUUUCGGAAUUCAAAGACGAGUACAGCUCGAUUGCAUGGAUGAAAACGGACAACACGCUUGCAGUAGGUACGUACGACGGCCAUCUCACCGUCUACGAUGCCACCACCAGUCAACCAAUACGCGUCUUUCGAAACGCCCACAGCAAACGUAUCGGUUCCCUCACAUGGACUUCAAACGUUCUUUCUUCCGGCUCACGUGAUCGUGCUGUCCAGCAUCGUGAUAUGCGAGAUCCAUCCUCUACGCCGUUCAAGACAUCUAUUGGGCAUAAGCAAGAGGUUUGUGGUUUGAAGUGGAGCGGGGACGGUGGACCCAACGUCUCUCUGCUGGCCAGCGGUGGGAACGAUAACAAAAUAUGCGUAUGGGACCUUAGAGGAUCCAAACGAGCGCAGACACUUGGAGUUCAAACACCUCCCGAAACAUCUGUUGGCUCCUCACCUUCAAUCGCUGGUUCGGUGAAACAGAUGUCUGGAGAUCUGCCAUUGUACAAGUUUCAUCAACACAAGGCCGCCGUGAAGGGCCUCGCGUGGAACCCACAUCUAUCUGGUGUUCUGGCAUCCGGAGGCGGGCAGAGAGACCGCUGCAUCAGGUUCUGGAAUACGGCGAACGGGACUAUGAUUCAUGAAGUAGACACAGGCAGUCAGGUUUGCAACCUGCUCUGGUCUAUCAACUCGAAUGAGCUCGUUUCAACUCACGGUUACUCUACCUUUACCGUGCCCAACCAAAUAUGUGUCUGGAAGUACCCAACGAUGACGAUGGUAUCGUCGCUGGUCGGACAUACUCAGUGUGUACAAUACGUCGCAUUGAACCAAGAGGGAGACACUAUCGUUACGGGAGGCGGUGAUCAAACCUUGCGGUUCUGGCACGUAUUUCCUGGACGGACGCCACCUAGUAAAGAUGAAGAUAGUGUUUUAAACUUUGAUAAGCUGAUACGAUAAAUGACUUCGGCUUUGAACUACCACCAUUCGUCCUCUUCGAUCUUUCAUCCCUACUCUUUCCUUUUUAUCGUCUUCUGUUAUGCGGAUUUAUCUUUGUAGCUCUCCUAAAUUGCAUAUGCCAUGUUAUGUACCUUUGCUCUCUAACUCGUCUCCUGUCCAAGUACAUAGUAAUUUACAAAACUGUACUGGUAUAACAACCUCACCUAGAUAGUGCUCAUUAUUUACAACCAUACUAUUUUUACAGUCGCUUCAAUUUCAUUUCAUUUCUCU